Oncorhynchus tshawytscha (Chinook salmon) is the source of this 770-nucleotide messenger RNA. RefSeq names its product thioredoxin-like protein 4A. Gene Ontology annotation, cellular component: spliceosomal complex; U4/U6 x U5 tri-snRNP complex; U5 snRNP. Gene Ontology annotation, biological process: mRNA splicing, via spliceosome. Lineage: Eukaryota; Metazoa; Chordata; Actinopteri; Salmoniformes; Salmonidae. The coding region runs from base 359 to 676 and encodes 105 amino acids. The record is from RefSeq and is a predicted model, not a curated record. The transcript has 3 exons.
AAUUUAUUUCUUAUGAAUGAAUAUUUCCCUGCUGUAACUUAAAUUUAAGAAAAUUAUCUGUGAGUUAGGUGGCCUCUAACCAAAGUGUGCUAUUGUAAAAAAGACUGAUGCAUACUUAUUUGUAUCUGUUUAGCCAGCUAGCGGUAUGUUAUGCACCGUCUAUUCGUUUUGUCGCUUUUUAGUGACGUAAUGCGCAAGCUCAAACAACAGAAGUGGUUUUUAUUUCGUUAAUCUUUUCACACACAGCGGGUCAAAGAGAGUACAGUCUGAAUAGACCCAAGCUAACAGUUUGGUUUAGUUAAGGCUUUGGCGCUUAAUAUAAUUUUGUACGGAUACAUGUUAACACUGCAGCAUCAAGAUGUCGUACAUGCUGCCGCAUCUCCACAACGGCUGGCAGGUCGACCAAGCCAUUCUAUCCGAGGAGGACAGAGCCCUGGUCAUUAGGUUUGAAGCUCAUUGGCUAGAACUCAAAUUGCUGGGGGGCUGGCUCACGUGGGGUAAAAUGAACAAGCACAUCAUGAUAGAUCUGGGGACUGGUAACAACAACAAGAUCAACUGGACCAUGGAGGACAAGCAGGAGAUGAUUGACAUUGUUGAGACCGUUUACCGAGGGGCGAGAAAAGGACGAGGUCUGGUCGUAUCUCCUAAGGACUACUCCACAAAAUACAGAUACUGAUUGGUUCUUCCCUUUCCAUUGCUUUGUGUGAAGCCCAAUGGGAGCAAAUCUGUCCUUUCAUUAUGAGACUUUCUAGACAGCUGGACUACAAAAA